AUGUCCCCCCGGCUUCUCAAUGUGGACACGCGAACUUCUCGUGAAGGCUUAGGCUGCUACGUGCUCAUCACUGGCCACUUCAUCGAUGGUGAUUGGAAGCCACAGCAGAGGAAGCUGAAUGUGGUGAUGGUGCCCAAUCCUGAUUCAGAAUCUGCCCUCGCCAACGCAGUGUUGCGCUGCCUUUCCGAUUGGAACUUGGAAGAAUGUACUGAUUUUCGACGGCCAGUUGGUGCGCGGCAGCUGCAUCUCUCGCACCCUGACCAGCAUGGCGAAGGAGUUGUUGUCAGCGUGUGGAGAUCUCGUGUCGAAAAUCCUUGA
Messenger RNA from Linum tenue, 318 nucleotides. The record is from the annotation of a GenBank genome assembly. Lineage: Eukaryota; Viridiplantae; Streptophyta; Magnoliopsida; Malpighiales; Linaceae.